Chara braunii is the source of this 1724-nucleotide messenger RNA. Lineage: Eukaryota; Viridiplantae; Streptophyta; Charophyceae; Charales; Characeae. The record is from the annotation of a GenBank genome assembly.
CGUUCUCAAAACGAAGUGUGGUCAGACCCAUCGCGUCCCCUUCAUUGGAACCACGGGCGACACUUCUCCCGACCUACCUCCCCGGAACCCUCGUCCCUCAGGGUCUCACCCCGACAUCGCCUUCACCUCCCCUCGUCAGUUUGCUCACUUCAUACGAUAGGAGGACGUCACGUUCUACUCAGUGAACGUGAUGGAUCUUCUUCACUAUGAUCCACUUUGUCCCAAGGUUGAGCUCAUCUCUCUGGAGCCCGAUCCCCCUGACCCUUCCUCCAUCUUCGCGGCUCCCAUCUCUACGUCCACCCGUCAGCCUGCGGAUACCCCCUCCACGUCCCAGGCCUCUGCGCCGUCGACUGUCGAGUCCACACAUACGUCUCGUGACGACGCAGACGCUGAGGAACUCACACGGUUCACGACAGACUUAGAGCCGGUCGUUCGCGACCUGAUUCGAGAGGACCGCAAUGUCUUUCCCCCGUAUUUCUCAUACAACAGGAUUCCCCCGAUGCGCGGUGUUGAGCAUUCUAUCCAGCUCGUGCCUGACUAUCGUGUUCACCAUCAGGCACCGUACCGACUCUCGAUCCCAGAGGCGACGGAACUCAAGCGUCAACUUGAGGAACUCCUUCGACUGGGUUUCAUUAAACCCAGUAACUCCCCUUGGGGUGCACCUAUCCUCUUUGCUCGCAAAGCGGACGGAACUCUCCGCCUCUGCAUCGACGACCUUAACCGUUACACGGUUAAGAACAACUAUCCCAUGCCCCGCGCGGAUGAGCUGUUUGACCGUCUGGCAGGCAACCGCUUCUUCACGAAGAUCGAUCUUCGUAGCGGUUACCACCAGAUCCGCGUUGUCACAGAGGAUCAGCCGAAGACCGCCUUCCGGUCGCGCUUCGGCCACUACGAGUUCACGGUGAUGCCAUUCGGCCUCACCAAUGCACCCGCCACCUUCCAGACGGCGAUGAACGACAUCUUCAGGGACAUCCUUGAAGAAUACGUUCUCGUAUACCUGGAUGAUAUCCUGGUCUACAGUCGUACCUUAGAAGACCAUCUCAGACACCUCCGCGAUGUCCUACAACGCUUACGCAAGCAUGGAUUCUAUGCCAAGCUCAGUAAGUGCCGCUUUGCCCAGCGCAAAGUGGACUUCCUAGGACACCAUGUGUCUGACCAGGGUCUCCACAUGAACGACGCGAAGAUCACUGCUAUUGCAGAGUGGCCCGUCCCCACAUCUGCCAAGCAGCUUUGCAGUUUCCUAGGCCUCACCAGCUACUAUAGUAAUUUUAUCCAGGGAUACGCUAGGUAUUCCUACGUCCUUACGUCUACCCUCCUCCGGAAGAACCCGCCGUGGUUUUGGACACCCCUGUGCGAGAACGUCUUUCGCGCCCUCAAGAAGGCGGUGACCUAUGCGCCGGUUCUUCGCCUUCCCGAUUUUGAUCGUCCCUUUAUCGUCACCACCGAUGCGUCAGAUUUUGCAGUAGGAGUUGUCCUUUCUUAGGUGUUUCCCUCUCCUCCAGAUUCACCUUAGCCCCAUGUUCCUCCUUUUUCCCCCUCUCCUGCCGACGCUGCUUCUCGACUGACGCCUACCCUCCCACCACUUCCCUCCACUGACAAUACUCCUGUUACUUACUCCCCGACCAUCGAGGAGGAUGAGACUGUCGAGGCUCGUGCUGGGGAUUGCCCGAUCGCUUUCUACUCCCGUCAGCUACUGCCUGUCGAGAUAAACUACAUUGCCGAUG